This is a messenger RNA of Nannospalax galili (Upper Galilee mountains blind mole rat), 2036 nucleotides long. RefSeq names its product protein phosphatase with EF-hand domain 1 (gene Ppef1). Gene Ontology annotation, cellular component: nucleus; cytosol. Gene Ontology annotation, molecular function: iron ion binding; manganese ion binding; protein serine/threonine phosphatase activity. The record is from RefSeq and is a predicted model, not a curated record. Gene Ontology annotation, biological process: detection of stimulus involved in sensory perception. The transcript is spliced from 16 exons. The coding region runs from base 1 to 1971 and encodes 656 amino acids. NCBI's taxonomy places the organism in Eukaryota, Metazoa, Chordata, Mammalia, Rodentia, Spalacidae.
AUGGACUGUGGUACUUCUUCACUGAAAGACAACAGGUCUGAGAAAGCAAUGAAAGCCACAUUAGUCAUCCAAAACUGGUAUCGACAUUACAGAGCUCAACUGAGGGCUAGACAACAUGGUGCCCUCGCCAUCUUCCAGUCCAUUGAAUAUGCUGAUGAGCAAAGCCAAAUGCAGCUGUCCAACUUCUUUUCCUUCAUGUUAGAAAACUAUACAAAGUCACAUAAGGAAGAUUCGGCAAUAGUAACUCGAAUUUUUGAAAACACAUUGUGGGAUAGCAAGGAUAGACAGGAAUAUAUGGGGUUGAUAGAUGUCCCUGACUCCUAUGAUGGUCCUCGGCUGCAAUUUCCUCUCACCUUUACUGACAUUGAUUUACUUCUUGAGGCCUUCAAGCAACAUCAGAUACUUCAUGCUCAUUAUGUCUUAGAGGUCCUAUUUGAAGCCAGAAAAGUCCUGAAGCAAAUGCCGAAUUUCACUCAGAUAAAAACUUUGCCCUCCAAAGAGAUAACGAUCUGUGGUGAUUUGCAUGGGAAAUUGGAUGACCUUUUGUUGAUCUUCUAUAAGAAUGGUCUCCCUUCAGAGAACAAUCCAUACAUUUUUAAUGGUGAUUUUGUAGAUCGAGGAAACAAUUCCAUAGAGAUCCUAAUGAUCCUGCUUGUGAGUUUUCUUGUCUACCCCACUGACCUACACUUGAACAGAGGGAACCAUGAAGAUUUUAUGAUGAAUCUGAGGUAUGGCUUCACAAGAGAAAUUUUACAGAAAUACAAGCUACAUGGGAAAGAAAUUUUGCAAACCUUGGAAGAAGUCUAUACCUGGCUCCCGAUCGGUGCAAUUAUUAACAAUGAAAUCCUGGUCAUACAUGGUGGGAUAUCAGAGUCCACAGACUUGAAUGCACUCCAUCAAAUACAAAGAAAUAAAUUGAAAUCUGUGUUGAUGCCGCCAGUGUCAUUAAGUACAGACCAUACCAGUGAUUUCAAGAAAACUAAAGCAGGUGCAACCACUACUAUGCCAGGGAAGGGCGAAUCAGAGAAGGCCCCUUCUGAACAGUUAACAAAGCGUGAAUGGGAACAAAUUGUUGACCUUCUAUGGAGUGACCCCAGAGGCAGAAAAGGCUGUUAUCCAAACACAAGUCGAGGAGGGGGCUGCUAUUUUGGACCAGACGUUACCUCCAAAGUUCUUAAUAAAAACCAGUUGAAGAUGCUCAUUAGGUCUCAUGAAUGUAAGCCUGAAGGAUAUGAGAUCUGCCAUGAUGGAAAGGUCAUUACUGUAUUUUCUGCUUCUAAUUAUUAUGAAGAAGGCAGCAAUCGAGGAGCUUACAUCAGACUGAGUUAUGGUACAACCCCACAAUUUUUCCAGUACCAAAUGACUAGUACAACAUGCAUGGGCCCUCUUCACCAAAGGGUGACUGCUAUGGAAUUCAGUGCCAUCAAGGUAUUAAAAGAGAGAAUGCUUUCACGAAAAAGUGACCUUGUUCAUGCUUUCCAGCUUCAUGACCACAGUAGAUCAGGAAAAAUUUCACUGGCCCAAUGGGCUUUUUCUCUGGAGAACAUUUUGGGACUGAACUUACCGUGGAGAUCCCUGAGUUCGCAUCUGGUAUACAUGGACCAAGAUGGAAAUAUUGACUACAUGUCCAGCUUCCAGGAUGUCCACAUUGAAAAACCUGUGAAAGAGGCUAAAUCAGCACUAAUUGAAACUCUGUACAGAUACAGAUCUGACCUGAAAAUCAUAUUUAAUAUCAUUGACUCUGAUCACUCAGGCCUGAUCUCCAUGGAAGAAUUUCGGGCCAUGUGGAAACUUUUCAAUGCUCACUACAGUGUUCAUAUUGAUGAUUCCCAAAUUGAUGAGCUCGCCAACACAAUGGACUUCAACAAAGAUGGAAGCAUUGAUUUUAAUGAGUUUUUAAAGGCUUUCUAUGUAGUACAUAAAUAUGAGAAGGCAGAUAAAUCAGACAUCAAUGUUGCUGAUGAUGAAUGAAAACUUCCCUCAGGCUCCUUGUAAACAGCUGAACCAACAUUCCAUUUUUAACCAGGGCCUUUGAA